CAAAUCGAGUGUUGUUAACCAGUAUUAUUCAGUGACACAACGAACACCUCAAGCUUGUAAGAUGCGCGUUUGAUGCUAUGAAACACAAAAGCGUAACGAAAGAAGGUAGAAACAAAAUUACGAAGUGAAUAACAGUCAAUAGUCAACAUGGCGGACAGCGAUUUACUGAUCACGAUUUCGGGUGCCGCGCUUUCGUUGUUAUUCUACGAAAAUGUUCGCAGUCGUGGGGACCAGAUGGGUUUCUUGUUGGGGGAGAACCUCGAGUUCGUAGUGAAAUCGUACACUGAUGCAGAGAAACAGAUAGAGACAGUGAAGACACACAACGAUAUUGAAACUAUUGUUACCUGCCCAUUACCAGAUGUUAUACAUGAUUCUGUGGGUAGACUUAAUAAAGAGAAGUUAAAAGACUUCAUGAGAGACAAUAGCAAACAAGUGAUUGGUUGGUUUCGCUUCAGGCGAGACAUAAACUUGGUACCCACUUUCAGGGAUAAAAUGUUGCACAGAGAAUUUGCCUCCCAUUUCUCAGGAGGCAAUGGUUGUAGCCAAAAGUUCUUUGUCAUGUGUCUCUUAAGCUCUUCAACCACUUGCGAAGGAGGUACACAUAAGUUUAAACAUGUAUUUUUCAGGCAUAGAAGUGGAGCAUACGAACCAGUUCCUUUAAGGAUAAGUAAUUUGGGAAAUGAUUCAUUCAUACUUGAAGGCUCAGAUUAUAAACCAACUCCUACCAAAAAGUCAUCAAAUACACCAGAUGUAUUUAAUAAACUCAUAGAAUCUUUAAAUCUGAAUCUUGCACGAUCGUCGGGACUCGAAUCAGCUAUUGCUAUACAAAAAGCAGCUGAACAGUAUUUAGAUAAAUUAAUACCGCAAUUAUGUGAAUCGGAUCUUGAAGUGACAGAGUUAGAAAACCAGAUCAAGGAAUUUAAACUGACGAGAAAGUCAAAAAUGAAUGGCAGUUCAAAUAACCGCGAUAAAAAGCAUGAGGCUGAUAAGGAUCAUGUCCGAAAAGGACAGAAACUAAAAGAAUUAUCUCCCCCUAGAAUUGAAGUUCCAGAUAAUGUCUGUGAUGAAAGACGACCACUUUUGGACGAUUCUACUGCAACUGGUCACAGAGUUAAUAGUCAUAAAUUAAGGAAUACAACGGUGCAUGUAGAAAAGAGUAGUAAUCAAAACGUGACAAAGACAAAUACAGAUACAGCGAACAGCCCAAGUAAAGAUUCACUACCCAUAAAUGCGAUUUGCGAAAUGAAAAUUGAUGUUGCUGAAACUGUGCCGAAUAAAAACAAACCAUUUUUCAAAAGGGAAUCAGAGAUAAUGAAGGAAUCUAUCUCUAAAGGUGAAACGUUUGGAAUUGAUCUCGGUAGAGGUAGGGGAAGAAUACAGCUUGAAUCACAAACUCGACUGAAAAAAGGGCCGUCUUCGGGUCCUAUUGCUUCACGAAGUAAUAGUGAAAGGACUUCGCAUAACAAAUCAUCGCAGCAAGAAACAACAGAAUCAUCUUAUAGUCAAAUUACAAAGACAAAAGUAGACAAUGCGCGGAAAUCGGAUGCAACGAACCAUUAAAAAAAAAAACGAUUUUCUUAAUUUUCUUUGAGUCCUUCAUAAAGAUAUACUUAAAAGCAGUAGAGCAUUCUGUGCAAAAAGGGAAUCAACCAACAGAGGUUUUAGGACGCUUACGCUACGCGUAUAUGCAUUGUAAAUAUUUCUUAUACAGAAUAUAUAUAUACAUAUAUAUAUAUAUAUAUAUAUAUG
This is a messenger RNA of Dufourea novaeangliae, 1749 nucleotides long. RefSeq names its product BRCA1-A complex subunit Abraxas-like. Gene Ontology annotation, cellular component: nucleus. The record is from RefSeq and is a predicted model, not a curated record. Gene Ontology annotation, biological process: attachment of spindle microtubules to kinetochore; protein K63-linked deubiquitination; mitotic spindle assembly. Gene Ontology annotation, molecular function: microtubule binding; polyubiquitin modification-dependent protein binding. Lineage: Eukaryota; Metazoa; Arthropoda; Insecta; Hymenoptera; Halictidae. The transcript has 7 exons. Bases 148 to 1560 code for a protein of 470 amino acids.